Menidia menidia (Atlantic silverside) is the source of this 2604-nucleotide messenger RNA. NCBI's taxonomy places the organism in Eukaryota, Metazoa, Chordata, Actinopteri, Atheriniformes, Atherinopsidae. The record is from the annotation of a GenBank genome assembly.
AACCCUCUCUGUCCCUGACUGACAAUCCUCCUCACUGGAACAACUCCACUUCCAACUCCAGCGACAGGUGCCUGUGCUGAAAGAGGCCAAAAACAUUCAUUUGUGAGAAGAGUUGGUGAUCCUCUGCAGCCAUGUGUGACCAGACGUUCAUGGCGGCCACUUUUGGCCCCUGUGACAGUUGUAGCAAAGCAAGUCCUCUGAUGAACAUCUACAUCAAGAGCGAAGCCACCAACUACUGUUCCUUCUGCAUGGAAGUGAUGGCGUGUCAGGGGCUCACGAAAGGGGAAAGUCUGGCGUCGCUGAAGAAGGAGAGCGAUUCUCUGAAGAAGAAGCUGGAGGAGGAGCGGGGGAAGCUCAACGACGUGGAGCUGCACCAGGUGGCUGAGAAGGUGGAGCUGGUGGGUGCUCUGUCCAUAAAGACCCGGCGCGUGCUGAAGGGCCACGGGAACAAGGUGCUGUGCACGGACUGGUGCAAAGACAGGCGCCGCCUGGUCAGCUCCUCACAGGAUGGAAAAGUCAUCGUCUGGGAUGCUUUCACUCUCAAUAAGGGUUCUGAUGCUCUUAAUGCAGCUCAGAUCAGUAACACACGCCACAUCCAGUUGUGCAGCUGCUGUGUGUACGUCGAUGAGCACGGGGUGACCCUGCCGUGCACGUGGGUGAUGGCGUGUGCAUACGCUCCCUCAGGUUGUGCAGUGGCAUGUGGCGGGCUGGAUAACAAGUGCUCGGUGAUCCCGCUGUCUCUUGACAGCACUGAGAACUUGGCUGCAAAAAAGAAGUCUGUCGCCAUGCACACCAACUAUGUGUCAGGAUGCACCUUCACCAGCUCUGACAUGCAGCUCCUCACCUCCAGCGGGGAUGGCACAUGCGCCUUGUGGGAUGUGGAGAGCGGGCAGCUGCUGCAGAGCUUCCACGGUCACACAGCUGACAUCUUGUCCCUGGACCUCGCCCCGUCUGAGACCGGAAACACGUUUGUCUCUGGGGGCUGCGAUAUGAAGGCCAAUGUGUGGGACAUGCGCUCGGGACAGAACAUCCAGUCGUUCGAAAGCCACGAGUCCGACAUCAACUGUGUGAAGUACUACCCCAGUGGGGACGCAUUUGCAUCUGCUUCGGAUGACGCCACAUGCCGUUUCUAUGAUUUGAGAGCUGACCGUGAAGUGGCCGUCUACCAGAAGGACAGCGUCAUAUUUGGCGCAACCAGCGUGGACUUCUCUCUGAGUGGCCGCCUGCUUUUCGCAGGUUACAACGACUACACCAUCAACGUGUGGGACGCUUUAAAGGGAACUCGUGUGUCCAUCCUGUUUGGCCAUGAGAACCGUGUCAGCAGUGUCCGGGUGUCCCCUGAUGGCACGGCGCUGUGCUCGGCCUCCUGGGACAACACCUUACGGAUUUGGGCUUAGAGUUGUCCUCGUGCAGGGGGCAGCGUUCCAGUGAGGACUGCAGCAUCAUGUGACCACCAGCACAUCCUUACAUGAUAUCCACACUAUGCGGGAGAUUCAGUCUGGCACAGACACUUCCAAAGGAGAUUAUCUAGCACCUUCCUGUUUAUUUGAACAGAUAGUUGGACAAGCAUUAUACUUACAACCUAGAUAUGUAGUAGAAAAUCAUUAUUUGUGUAAGAAGCCAAAAUAACUUGUAAUUAGACAUAUUUUUAACUUUUAACAGACAAUAACUCGCCUUUCUUGACUCACUCUGCUGUAGUUUAUGUUAUAAAGCAAGGCUUCUUCAAAUGUUACUACUGGUUUAUUUAAAAAGUGUACAGUCUUCAGCAGUUUAGGUCAGAAAUAAAAGAGAUUUUCAGUACACUGUGGGGUUGUUUGGCCUUGCCUGUGAUCACUGUGUGAUGGACUGCUUCUCUCACGGAUCCUCCAUGACGUUUGUUUGUGGAGGUAAAAGUGUUAACACAGCAGGCUGUCGGGAGUGUGUGGAAACCAGCAGAAUGUUACUCCUGUGGCGACGCUGACUGCAUCAAUGGGGCUUUCACCACUAAAACAGACAGUUGGGUAGUGUUUUAAUCAGUCUGAUAUCCCUCCAUCAGAACAAACACAGGCCUGGUGUAGUAGGUCUAGCUUUAUGCAAAGCAUUUUCUCAUCUCAGGCUGGUGUGAAAAUAUUCUAAUCAAAGCUAAAUCUCUGAGCCUGUUUGGGCUGUGGGCUCUAUCUCAUGAGAGAUCUUUACUGCUUCAGACGACAGAAUGCCAAAAUUGAAUCCAGACUUGAGCUAUUAGGCAAGUUUUGACAGUUUAAAAGACAGAAGUUGUUUGCUUGUUGUUGUUUUUUUGCUUAGUUAAUGGAGGAACCACUGCAUUCACACAGGUUUUUAGUAAAACCAGAACUAAACUUACUUCAUAGAAAUAUAGGCUCUCACCAGCAAGUGAUGUAACUUGUCCUCUGGCCACAGUUUGUUCAUGUCUGGUAAGAGAUCCUCUGUUAGCAUAGCUCAGUUUGUUUUCUUUGUUUUUUCAAGGCAUUAUUGAUCACUGUUUCUGACACGUUGUCGCCCUUUUGUCACAGUGGUUAGAGGUCAGCUGGUGGUCUCCACAUCAUCACACUGUCCUGGACAAAAAUAGUAGUUUGAAUACAUUAAAUCCACAUUUUACAUGUAGAG